AUGGAUUAGCUUUUAUUCAUCCUUUUUUCUAAAAAAUAUACCAGGAAAUUAACUUUGAUAAUAUUCAUAAAACAUCACUUCUUUGAAAAAAAAAAUUAAGAGUAAAAGAUCUAUAUAUUCAAAAGAUUUUAAUUUUUUUCUGAUAUCCUUUCAUAUAAAUUAAGAUACCUAUUUUUCAUAUUUUAAAAAGAUAAGUAGAAUUAUAAUCUUUAAUAUAUUAAUUUAUUUAAGAGUAGUACAUAUAAUACUCAAUUAUCUUUAAUUUAGUUGUUAAUCGUGUUAUUAUGA
This is a messenger RNA of Tetrahymena thermophila SB210, 288 nucleotides long. RefSeq lists its product as hypothetical. Lineage: Eukaryota; Ciliophora; Oligohymenophorea; Hymenostomatida; Tetrahymenidae. The transcript has 2 exons. The record is from RefSeq and is a predicted model, not a curated record.